Messenger RNA from Parathielavia appendiculata, 951 nucleotides. RefSeq lists its product as uncharacterized. NCBI's taxonomy places the organism in Eukaryota, Fungi, Ascomycota, Sordariomycetes, Sordariales, Chaetomiaceae. The coding region runs from base 230 to 589 and encodes 119 amino acids. The record is from RefSeq and is a predicted model, not a curated record. The transcript is spliced from 2 exons.
UCCAGCGCUGCCAUGGUUACUUCCCCAGAAUCGUGAGUUCAGUCUCCUGCGACACCACACAGUUCUAGCCACAGGGGCAAGAGAUUGCCCAGUCGAACGCCGUGCGGUCUCUGCACCGUGAUGAAUCUCGGGCACCUGCAGUGGCCUUGUCUGCUGCUAACGUCCUUCGCUUCUUUUCGUCUCGUCCCCUCGUCCUGCGUCCGCAAGCCAAAGGCGAGCACCGUGAACAAUGUGGGCCAGACCUGCAGUGAGUCUCCUGCUGCUGGUUUUCCAACCCGCGAUUUUGGGGAAUGUCCUCCUGUCCCCUCACUCUUAUGCACCCAAAGAUGUCUUGUUCCUGGGCUCUUCAAGUCGUUUCCAAGCCCAGUCAAUACUCUCCCACUUAUGCCCGCUUUUCUUGCCGCCUUCCGGCAAUGUGCCCCCUUUCAAAAUCCCGGUAACGCGAGCACGCGCGAAGGAAGCCUUGGGAAUCGACGAUCGGUCGACAAGCGGCAGGUAUGAAGGUUCGGUAUGGUUGGAAGAUGAGGGGCGAGGCUCCGUCCGAAGAGGUUGGCAUCCGUUGCAUCCGCUGCUCCCGUUUGCCCAGUAAGCCGGAGGUUUUGCCCGGUAGCUGUUCGUCUUCCACUAGAAGGCGGAAGGCGGCCUUGGCUGCUUGAGGUUUAGAGAUACGGGGGAAACUCAGCACUCGACAAAUAUGUGCCGGGCCUUUAUUCAGCCUGUAACUUCCUGUCGCCCUCUCGUCAUGGGCUUGGUUGUCCAACUGUCGCCGCCGUGGGGGUGGUGACGAUAAAGGCCGAUAAGAUAUGGAGGGCCUGUUGUUGGAGUGGAGGUAGGGUUCUAGCACACCCCAAAGCGUCGCAAUGUGGAAGAUGUGUAGCUUGAGGAUAUCAAAAGCAGAGGGGAGCGGAAAAGGAGAGAGAGAAUGGAGCGAGCAUGGGCCGUCUCGGGAUG